Penicilliopsis zonata CBS 506.65 is the source of this 374-nucleotide messenger RNA. RefSeq lists its product as hypothetical. The record is from RefSeq and is a predicted model, not a curated record. Bases 84 to 338 code for a protein of 84 amino acids. The transcript has a single exon. NCBI's taxonomy places the organism in Eukaryota, Fungi, Ascomycota, Eurotiomycetes, Eurotiales, Aspergillaceae.
GGAAGGGAGGAGAGGGGAAGAGACCCCGCCAUUUAGUCUCAACGUCUUGAAUUCUCUUCUUUCUGACUAUCACUCCACGGGAAAUGUUUUAUACUUGUCUCUACCUGGUUGCAAAUUUAUUAUCCUAUGAAACGAUUCGAGGGCAGUCUACGUUUCACCUUAGUAAACGAGUUGUCGAGCUUCUUCUUCUUCGUCGUCUUGCUCAAGUCUACUGUUCUGAGGGAACGGUGGUAGAAACUAUUAAUAGAAUUAGUAUUCUCAAUGGCAGCCCUGUCACUCGAGAGAAAACAGACCCUGGACAGAGAAGUCGCUGGGUUUAUGGGGAAGACUGUACCUAGUAUAUCGUACUGAGGACAGUGAACACGCCAGAGAGC